AUGGAAGCAAGUCAUCGUUCGUUAUCCUCUACUAUCGAUGAUGAUGCUUCGAUGAUUAAGGAGAAGGAGCUUAGUCUGAUGAGGAAUCAAUCAAACGUGGAGCUACUCACUACUCCACAACGAGAUCAAUUCGAUGCAUUCGUGUCUAAAUGUACCGGACCGUGGAGGGAUGACUUAGUCCAUUACCCGGCUACCGAGGAGGAUAUUGACAGGCAUCCCGAUGUCUAUAACUUCGAGCAUGCUGGUUAUGAGUGUCGAUUACGGCGAACACCCUACUAUGCAUGGCAAGGCUUCCUCUAUCUAGAUCCUGCUCAUCCAUUAUACGGUGCUAAACUUCUCGAUCUACUCGCUCGUAAACCUCCAUUUGAAGUCCACGGGGGCAUUACAGGCUUCAAUGAUGGUUGUGUGGUAUUCGACUGUAACCAUGCCAUGCUUGAUUUAACUCCAUUCGAGCCUUUCACCAAGACGAAUGAGAUGCAGAAGAUAAUCGGAAACUUUGCUAGUACUAGAAAGCGACAAACUGGGGAUGGUGGUGAAGAGGAGACCGAGGAGGAAGUAGAUCCCGCUAGCCUUACGCCUCCACCGUUUUUCAGUCAGACCAUCCCAGGCAUGAGCUCAGAGGGAGGUGGUAGGCCUAGGAGGUCUUACAAAGCUUACUCUUUUGCACGGCGGAAUCUGUGUAGCUUGGCAGAACAGUUCCGAGCGAUUGCUGACGAGGAUAAUGAUGAUAGCUGA
Molecule: messenger RNA, 735 nt
Organism: Perkinsus marinus ATCC 50983
Lineage: Eukaryota; Perkinsozoa; Perkinsida; Perkinsidae
Exons: 8
Coding region: 1-735 (244 amino acids)
Source: RefSeq, a predicted model, not a curated record